AUGAAUGACAACGAGUCGAUUUGGUCAGAUUUUAGUAUAUUGAAACCUGACCUGAGUUGAAAGAGGAGGGACAUUUUAGUGAUUUUACUGUUUUAACAAAUGAAAGAAGAGGGACAUUUUCGGUAAUUCGAUGGACUCAGUUUCAGGCAACCUUCUUCUUCUUCAGGGCUGAAUUUUUUUCCCCGGCGAUGCGAAGCUGAGGGCCCGACCUUCAUUUUCGUCGCCGAUUAAAAGCUCAAAGAGGGUUAAGAGAGCAGAAAAAAGAAUGCUCUUCUAGUCGUUAGUCAGUCAUCCGAUUUUGCUCAGUUGGCGGCGAUUCUGAAAAUGAGUCGAAUUAGGGGCUCUCUAUGGCUGGCAAUUACGAUACUGAGUCUGACCAUAACUCAGUCAUUUUCAGCGUCUCAGGCGCACCGGAGAGAUCCAGGCCACCCCCAAUGGCACCACGGAGCUUUUCAUGACGUCAAAGAUACUGUCCGAUCCGAACUUCGUCAAAUGCUCCAUUCUCGAGCUGAGGUCCCAUUUCAAGUCCCUCUUGAAGUGAAUGUAGUUCUAAUUGGAUUUAAUGGAGAUGGAGGCUAUCGGUAUACUGUAGAUUCUCAAAAGUUGGAGGAAUUUCUUAGAGUCAGUUUCCCAUCUCACCGUCCCUCAUGUUUAGAGACAGGACAGCCACUUGACAUUGAGCAUCACAUUGUUUAUAAUGCAUUUCCGGUUGGCCAACCGGAAUUAAUAUCUCUGGAGAUUGCAUUGAAGGCAGCCAUGGUUCCUUCUGGUACAGCAAGAGAGGCUGACUUUGGAAGAGAUGUGCCUUUGUUUGAGGUUGAUGCGACUGGUGUAGAGCCAGAAUUUCAGAAGCUGUAUACAUACCUUUUUGAUAUUGACUCAGGAGUACAUUAUGGGGAGGAGAUAGACAAAGCCUGGCCAACUGCAGUUUUUAUUGUCAAUUUUGAUAAGGUUAGGUUAGACCCUAGGAAUAAAGAUAUCGAUCUUGAAAGUUUGAAGUAUGGAAGAAUUUCACAACUUGCUGAGGAAGAGUUGAAAAAACAAGAAGCAGACUACAUAUAUCGGUAUCGCUAUAAUGGCGGUGGGGCUACUCAAGUUUGGCUUGGCUCUGGCAGGUAUGUUGUGAUUGACCUCUCAGCAGGUCCCUGUACUUAUGGAAAGAUUGAAACUGAAGAAGGAAGCAUCAGUGCCAGGUCACUGCCUAGGUUGCGAAAUGUAGUUUUUCACAAUGCCGCUGGUACUGUUAGUGAGCAUUAUGCUCACAACAUUUUUGUUGGGCAGCUUGCAUCUCUAAUUGCUACGACAACUGAGCAUGUCAUUGCUCCCGAUGUUAGAUUUGAAACAGUUGACAUGACUACAAGAUUGCUUGUUCCAAUUAUUGUUUUACAUAAUCAUAACCGCUACAACAUAAUGGAGAAAGGCCACAAUUACAGUAUUGAUGUUGGUGCAAUUGAGAAUGAGGUUAAGAAACUUGUUCACCAAGGACAGGAAGUAGUGAUUGUUGGUGGUUCACAUGCCCUACAUCACCAUGAGAAGUUGGCUAUUGCUGUAUCUAAAGCAAUGCGUGGCCAUUCACUUCAAGAAACCAAGAAAGAUGGACGUUUUCACGUUCACACAAAAAUGUAUCUGGAUGGUGCAAUCCUUAAAGAGGAGAUGGAGCGAUCGGCAGAUGUGCUAGCUGCUGGUUUACUUGAGGUUGCUAAUCCAUCACUGGCAAAUAAAUUUUUCCUCCGCCAGAAAUAUGGAAAACAGAAUAAGAAGAAGAAAGAAUCGAUGUAUAAACGGGGGAAUCUCUAUAGGACCUAUGGCACUAGAGUCAUUCCAGUUUUUGUGUUAUCAUUAGCUGAUGUGGAUGAACAUCUUAUGAUGGAAGAUGAAAGUCUUGUUUGGACCAGCAAGGAUGUAGUUAUUGUACUCCAGCAUCCUAAUGAUAAAAUCCCUUUGAGCUAUGUUUCGGAACUGGAGAGAAGGCAUGCUAAUCCAUGGCAAGUGGAACGACAUAUAAUCGCAGGGGUGGCAUCUGUUGUAGGUGGUUUGAGUGCCCCAUAUGAAAAGGCUUCUCAUGUUCACGAGAGGCCUGUUGUAAAUUGGCUCUGGGCGACUGGUUGCCAUCCCUUUGGACCAUUCUCUAACACUUCUCAUAUCAGUGAAUUGCUUCAAGAUGUUGCAUUGAGGAACACGAUAUAUGCACGAGUUGAUGCUGCCCUACGCCGAAUUCGGGAGACUUCAGAGGUUGUCCAAACUUUUGCUUCAGAACAUCUGAAAACUCCACUUGGUGAACCGGUGAAGGGUAAAAAGAACAAGUCAAGCACUGAGUUGUGGGUGGAAAAAUUCUACAAGAAAACAACCAACUUACCUGAACCAUUCCCCCACGAGUUGGCUGAACGGCUAGAAAAAUACUUGGAUAGCCUAGAGGAACAGCUUGUGGAUUUAUCUUCACUAUUGUACGACCAUCGAUUACAAGAAGCAGACACAAACAGCAGUGAGAUUUUCCAAAGUUCCAUCUUCACACAGCAGUACGUGGAGCAUGUUUUGGCGAACGAAAAGGAGAAGAUGAAAUGUUGUAGCAUAGAGUACAAGGUUCCUGUCCAGUCUUCUCAAAGUCUGAUAUAUGCAGGAAUUCUAUUGGCUGGCUUUUUUGUUUACUUUGUUGUUAUUUUCUUCUCUUCCCCUGUAAGAUAAACAAUAUAAAGUAAAGAAAGACUAGAACCGCUUAAUUUUUGUUUAGAGUUGAAAGAAACAGUUAGAUGGGAACUUAAAGAAACAAUAUGAUGCUUUGAUCUGUCCAAUGUCACUUGCUUUAAACCAGCAUGUUUGUAGUCAGGUGGAAACCCUGCUUUGUAUUGAAUGCUUGCCAAUUCAGGUUUGGAAUUUUGAGUGGAGCUCCUAUGAUAUUGGCCUC
Molecule: messenger RNA, 2902 nt
Organism: Cuscuta campestris
Lineage: Eukaryota; Viridiplantae; Streptophyta; Magnoliopsida; Solanales; Convolvulaceae
Source: the annotation of a GenBank genome assembly